ACAAUGCCUUCAAAAGCGGCUCACGCGAGCAGAGAGAAAAGGGGUCGAUGAAACAAAACGAAAAUGAGCCAAGGGGAGGUAUGCUAGGACCGCUCCGAAUAAAAAGGGAUCCCGAAAGCCCGGGGAAGUCAUUUGGGUUUAACCAACCUUCUAAUAACACGGCGGUUGGCUUAGAUUGUACUUUGUAAAGCAGCUCGCCGAUUUGACAACCAAUAUUUUGUGACGUACAUUAUGACGAAUGGUGCUCUGUCAUUUUAGGGACUGAAAUUCAUUUUAAGCACAAGCUGAUUUUUAUGAGAUAGUAUCACGACACUCAAUCAUUUCAAAUAAUCAGAUUUAAUUUAUCAAUCUUUGCUGACUCUUACUCGAGGCAUCGUUAGAUCCAUCGAAAUUUCUACUUUAGCAGACAAACAGCAUGUUAGCACCGAUCUAAACUUCAUCUUACGGGGGUCGCAUCACUAUGUUUAUAACGGGAGAAGUUGAAAACUAAAUGUGAAUCGAAAUCCGGUCACUUCUAUCUUCCGAGGACAUCGUCGCCCACGACACCAUCGAAUCAGAAGACGACGGUGGCAACGAAUACGAUGACGAUAUUCUAUGCCGUUAAAAACAAUUAUAAAUAUCGGAAAGUUUGACUAUCAAAUUGCUUUUGUUGCAUUCUGAACAACAAAAAAGGAAACAUUUAGCAGGCGAUGGGUGAUAAGUGUGGUUGUUGUUUCUAAGAAGCAAUUUGACAACGUUUCAAGAGGGCGAAUCUCGCAGCGAGGGUGCUUUUAUUUCCUGCCACAGAGCAUCCCGGCAGCAUCGGCGUAUGAAGGAAGGACUGACAAGAACAUUUCGAUUAUUACGAAUCAUCAUCCUCUGCGUCUGACUUGCCAGCAAAGUUUGCAGCCGGCCAACAGAACUUUCCUACGUCUAUUCUUUGAUAAAUCAAGUUAAGCAGUCUGAUACAGAGACGGUUACGUCUAAUCUUCAUUGUGGUGUGAUUGUCGAACUUGCUGCUAUAAUCCCCAUCGAUGAUGUCGAUGAUGAUGGAAGAAUCCCACUCGGAGUCGGCGCUGUACUCGACACCGACCUGUGUCCAGCUCGGCAUACCUCUCCCCGACUGCCCGGGCGGCAUGUACCCAAUCCGCGACCCCCACCACCCAUCAGCAACAAACCCCGAUGUACCUUUCCCCGUACCAAACUACCUGGAUCCGCGCUACGCAAGCUCCUUCAUCAGCCACUACGGACACAGCUACGUCCCGCUCCCGAAUCCAUUCGGUUUCUACGAUCUCGAGCCGAGCUUCAUCCGAAGACGCAACGAACGCGAACGGGAACGCGUUCGGAAUGUUAACGAGGGGUAUGCGCGUUUACGCGAGCACCUACCGUGUGAUAACCCGGAGAAACGCAUGAGUAAAGUCGAAACACUGAGGAUGGCUAUUCGCUACAUUAAGCAGCUACAAGGUGUUCUAGUGGACAGUGAUGAAGGUGAAAAGGAGAAUAAUUGUGGCGAACCUGAGGAAAAAGAAAGUGGUUACCAUAGCAGCGAGGCAGAUGACAAAUAAAGAUCAGAUAACAUGGUGUAUCGAAUUUUGUGAAACAACAUUCUCUUCAUGACUAUCAAAUCGUGAUGCGAAAGUCAUCAUCUCUAUACUUCAUGCAUAGAAUCUUUAUAGAUUGACAAAAUAGAUAAUAAUAAUAAUCCGCUUAUAUAUAGCGCUCAAUACAUCGGAAUGACGUGUCUAAGCGCUUUACAGAUUUAUUAUUACCCCGGUCAUCGGAUUCAAUCAGUCAUUCCCGCACACAGUGUGCACAUCCUCCGCUCCCUGGGGAGUAUUCCAGUCAGUCGCCUGUGAGGCGCACAUAGUACUGGACAAGUUACAAUUACUUUCACAUGCUACCGGGUACCCAUUUAGCACCUGGGUCGAGAGUGGCAAAGUGUGGAUUAACGCCUUGCCAAAGGACGCCAGACCGC
Messenger RNA from Lytechinus variegatus (green sea urchin), 1954 nucleotides. Its product is annotated as achaete-scute homolog 5-like. The transcript has 2 exons. Gene Ontology annotation, biological process: regulation of transcription by RNA polymerase II; developmental process. NCBI's taxonomy places the organism in Eukaryota, Metazoa, Echinodermata, Echinoidea, Temnopleuroida, Toxopneustidae. Gene Ontology annotation, molecular function: DNA-binding transcription factor activity, RNA polymerase II-specific; RNA polymerase II transcription regulatory region sequence-specific DNA binding; protein dimerization activity. Bases 1014 to 1544 code for a protein of 176 amino acids. The record is from RefSeq and is a predicted model, not a curated record.